AUGGGAAACUCCGUUUGUUGCGGGUUUGAGGGGGAGGACAACUCAGACGUAACUUUGCAGCAAUUGGCGCUAGCAGGUCUGAAGGAAUUGCCUGCAAAGGUUUACGACGCGUGGCUAAAGAAGUACAGCCAAGGUAGCAGUGUAGAGGUGUUAUUUCCUGACGGUCAACGCAUUGAGUGUAAGCUCACUCUUGAUUCUGCAAAGAGAAUCUUAACUCUAGUCUUCAAGGAGAAGGUGCGCCCUAUUCCUUAUAAGGAUAUAGAUUCCUGGAUAUACGGGCCCUCUGCGGUAGAUCAGGCUUCAGCAGACGCUAAACUACUCAAAGACCCCAAAGUCGUUGGCUUCAGACUUUCUACUUCAGGCCGAGCCAUCGCUGUUGCUUUCGAUAGCACAGACAGCGCAGUUUGCUUCGUGCGGUUCUUAGAACAGACGCUGGAGCAAACAAGAGAGCAGGAAGCGCAUACCAACGGCCCCACGUCAUCCUGA
Eimeria acervulina is the source of this 486-nucleotide messenger RNA. RefSeq lists its product as hypothetical. The coding region runs from base 1 to 486 and encodes 161 amino acids. The record is from RefSeq and is a predicted model, not a curated record. The transcript has a single exon. Lineage: Eukaryota; Apicomplexa; Conoidasida; Eucoccidiorida; Eimeriidae.